CUUUUCCAGACUCUGCAUCUGGGUCCGGGCUAGCGAAGGUAACAGGGCCCUCAGGACAUCCACAAUCCCCUGCCCUGGGGUUCAGGGCCCCCAGAUCCCCGACCCCAGACCGAGAUGAGGAGCUGCGGCCUCCUGAACAGUUCCAACAAGCCGGUGCCCCUGCGCAGCGGCUCGGUGACGGUGCUGAUCCGAGGCUUUGUGGCGGACGUGGGCUGUGAGCUGCUCUACAGGAACGAUGAGCAGGGGCCCGUGGAGGCCGUGUUCGUGUUCCCCGUGGACGCCGAGGCGGCCGUCUACGCCUUCCAGGCCCGCCUGGGGGGCGCCUGCAUCCAGGCCCAGCUCCGCGAGAAGAAACAGGCACAAGAGAUGUAUGGAGACGCGCUGGCCGGGGGGCAGAGCUCCUUCUUGCUGCAGCAGGAAGGGGCCGGGGGCGAUGUUUUCAGCUGCUCCCUGGGGAACCUGCCCCCUGGGGAGGAGGCGGCGCUGACCCUGCGCUACGUCUGCGAGCUGCCGCUGGAGCCAGAUGGAGCCGCCCGCUACAUGCUGCCAGCUGUGCUGCGCCCCCGCUACACGCCCCAUGGGUGGGACGGGGAGGACGUCACCCAGGGGGUCCCGCGAGUCCCCCAGGGGGAGCUGCCCUACACCCUGAGCCUGAGCGCCACACUGCAGUCACCCCACGGCAUCGACCGCGUGCUCUCCAAUUGCUCCCUCACCCCCCUGAGCUACACGGCCGGGAACUGGACCAGCGCCCAGGUGUCUCUGGCCGAGGCCCCCCCGUGGGGCCGGGACGUGGAGCUGCUGGUGUAUUACGCGGAGCCGCACAAACCCAGCGCGGUGCUGGAGCUCGGGUUGCCCGGAGCAGAGCCAGGCUCCCUGAUGGGCGACCCAGCCGUGAUGGUGACCCUACUGCCCAGCCUGCCUGAGGCGGUGCCGGGCCAGAGCCCAUCCGGGGAGUUCAUCUUCCUGCUGGACCGCUCCGGCAGCAUGCGGUGCCCCAUCGACGGCCGAGACCGCUCACCCCAGCGCAUCGACAGCGCCAAGGAGACCCUGGUCCUGCUGUUGAAGAGUUUGCCCCUGGGCUGUUAUUUCAACAUCUACGGCUUUGGGUCUCGGUUCGAGUCCUUCUACCCGCAGAGCGUGGCAUACACCCAACAGACCAUGGCCGAGUCCCUGCAGCGCAUCCAGCAGCUCCAGGCCGACCUGGGGGGCACCGAGAUCUUGGCGCCGCUACGAGCCAUUUACCGCAGCCCCUGCCGGGACGGGCACCCACGCCAGCUGUUCGUGUUCACGGACGGGGAGGUGGGGAACACCAAGGACGUCAUCACUGAGGUGCAGCGUCACCAGAGGUCCCACAGGUGCUUCUCCUUCGGCAUUGGGGAAGGGGCCUCCACGGCUCUGGUCAAAGGCAUCGCCCGGGCAGCAGGGGGCAGCGCCGAGUUCAUCACGGGCCAGGACCGCAUGCAGCCCAAGGCACUGCAGUCUCUGAAGCGGGCCCUGCAGCCGGCCGUGACUGGGAUCUCGCUGAGCUGGGAUCUGCCCCCCGGGAUGGAGGCGGCGCUGCUGGGCCGGGGCCCUGAGGUGAUCUUCCCUGGGCAGCGGUGCCUCAUCUACGCCCAGCUCCGUGGGCAGCCCCAGCCCCCAGACACUGCCGUGGGUGGCGUCAGCCUGCAGUACCGCAUCCAGGACCAGACCUACAAGGAGACGCUGCAGUUCCCCCUGCAGCCACAGGAUGGAGACAGGCUGCCCGUUCACCGGCUGGCAGCCAAGUCGCUGCUGCUGGAGCUGGAGGGGGCCGUGGACACCGGGUCGGAGGGGGACCGGUGCCGGGCGCUGGAGACCAGCCUGAGCUCGGGGGUCGUCUGCUCCCUCACGGCCUACGUGGGGGUGGACACGGAGCGGGGGCAGCCGGUGCAGGAGCCGCUGGUGAGACGGGACAUCCCGCUGGCAGCCUUCGGGGCCGCACCCCGCAUGCGGAGAUUUCUGUGUUCCUCCGUGGGCCAUUCCCCCCCUGUGCUCAGGGCCCAGGCCCAAGGGCUUUCCAGUGUGUCCGUGGACUGCGCCAUGGCCUGCAACCUGCAAGUUAAGAGCUGCCGUCCCCCCGUCCUCCUCCGGGACACUCACCCCCAGAGCUCCCCACGGGCAGUAGGGGCUCUCUUCUCCCCCGGCACCGCUCCUCCUGGCUCCCUCGUCACGCUGAAGCGCAGCUGUGGGAGCCCCCGACACGAGGGCAGGAAGUCCUGCACACUCAGCGCCCCGCCGGAGACCGCGUCCAAGGAAGAGCGGGCACCGGAAGUGUCUCCCCUGCUGAGGCUGGUGUCUCUGCAGAAUGCCGACGGCUCGUGGGACCUGGACCCCCGGCUGGCCGCUGCGCUGGGGGUGAGCGAGACCGACGCCAGGGGGAGGAUGCCCAGUCAGGACGUGCCCCCUGGCAUCUGGGCCACGGUGCUGGCCGUGGUCUGGCUGCACGGCCGGGCCGUGGGGCAGCGCGACGAGUGGGAGCUGCUGGAGGCCAAGGCUGUGGGCUGGCUGCGGGGCCAAGCAGGGCCCCGGCUGAGCGAAUGUCUGGAAGCCGCCAACACCCUGCUGGGCUGCAGCGUUGGCCCUGCUGUCUUUGGGCUCUGAGCCCCCCCAGAUCCCUGUACCCCUCCCCCCAAGCUACCCAGGGCCUCCAAACCAGCUGAACCUCCCCAUCCCUAUACCGCCCCACCCCAACUACCCAGGGCCUCCAGCCCCGCUAACCCCCCCACAGGGAUCCUAAAUUAAGAGCAGCCAGUUGGUUGCAUAAGUUUAAGGAAAACAGUUUAAACUGACCCAGUCACUUACAGCGGAGGAAGGUGGUUGUGCAGACAGGCCCUUGCUGCUGCGGGCGGAGACUGUCUCUGCCAGCCCCUCGCUGGAAUAAAGCAGUUCCCCCGGUU
Mauremys reevesii (Reeves's turtle) is the source of this 2918-nucleotide messenger RNA. Its product is annotated as von Willebrand factor A domain-containing protein 5A-like. The coding region runs from base 115 to 2622 and encodes 835 amino acids. NCBI's taxonomy places the organism in Eukaryota, Metazoa, Chordata, Testudines, Geoemydidae. The record is from RefSeq and is a predicted model, not a curated record. The transcript has 18 exons.